UUCAAACAAAUCUUUUUUUAUCAUAAUUAUUUUAUAUACUUUUUAAAUAUUUUAAAUUAUUAAUUAUUAUAAUUAUAGUACUUUUUAUGUGAUUUUAAAUAUAAAAAUUUUAUUUAAAUUUUUGGCCAGUUUUAUAAUUAAAACUUAAAUUAGUUAAUUCACGAAAAGGAAAAAUUGCGACGUAAAUUGAGAUUAAAAUGUCUUCAUGCGCCAAGCGGUCCAAAAAGCUUUAACCUCAUUAGGUAGGAUCUCCCUUCGGCCUCUUUACCUGUGUCGUACUCGCAGCAGCCAUCAAAGAACAAUUCUAAUUAAGUUUGGAAAAACUUCCAAGAAAGCACAACUUCUUGGAGAUGAUUUGGUUGUAGUCAAAUGUAACACGCAGGGCUCUUCUCCUUCUUACCAGAAACUCGGUAUUCAACCAUUCAGAUUCAUAGCCUAUAUAUAAAUAUCAAAUACCAUCUUUCACUUUUCAAUAGAGAAGUUGCAAGCAAAUUAACCCCCAAAUUCCUAAUGAGGAUUCCUUUAUUCAUAGCCAUUCUUUUUGUUCUAACCUUAUCAAGUAUUCGAUCUCCAGCCUCAGCUCAUUUCUUUCCAAAUAUUUCUUCUAUUCCUCCUUCUUUGUUGAAACCUAAUGCCACUGCUUGGGCUGCUUUUCAGAAGUUAUUAGGAUGUCACUCCGGUCAGAAAGUCGAUGGCUUAGCUAAAAUUAAAAAGUAUUUUCACUAUUUUGGAUACGUUAAUUCAUCAGGUAACUUCACUGAUGACUUUGAUGAUAUUCUUGAAUAUGCUAUCAAGACUUACCAGCAAAAUUUCAACCUCAACACCACCGGUGUACUCGACGGGCCGACUAUUCAGCAUAUCAUAAAACCCAGAUGUGGAAACGCCGACAUCGUUAACGGCGCUACUACUAUGAACUCCGGCAAGCCGCCGGCAGGUACUCCGACGAUGCACACAGUCGCUCACUACUCAUUCUUCCCGGGAAGACCACGGUGGCCGGCGAGUAAGACUGAUUUGACAUACGCGUUUCUACCGGCAAACAGUCUGACGGAUACCAUUAAGAGCGUGUUUUCACGCGCGUUUGAUCGGUGGUCGGAGGUAACCCCAUUGACCUUCACUGAAACAGCAUCGUUUCAAUCAGCUGAUAUUAAAGUCGGUUUUUUCGCCGGAGAUCACAACGAUGGCGAGCCAUUCGAUGGUCCGAUGGGGACAUUAGCACACGCGUUUUCACCGCCGGCAGGCCAUUUUCACUUGGACGGCGAGGAGAAUUGGGUCAUUGACAGUGUGCCGAUUGAUGAUGGGAAUUUCUUUUCUACAUUAUCGGCGGUGGAUCUUGAAUCAGUUGCGGUUCAUGAAAUCGGGCAUUUAUUGGGUUUGGGUCACUCAUCUGUAGAAGAUUCCAUUAUGUACCCGACUUUAGGAGCGGGUACACGAAGAGUAGAGCUUGCUAAUGAUGAUAUUCAGGGAGUGCAGGAAUUAUACGGGUCUAACCCGAAUUUUACGGGGCCGAGUACAACUUUGACUCCAAGCCAAGAGAAUGACACAAAUGGAACCCCGAAAUUUGGUUUAUCGUGGGUCCAUGGAUUUUUAUGGCUUGUUGGAUUGUUCGUUACGCUUGUUCAAUUUUGAAAAUAAUAGUAUUUAAUUGGCGGCA
This is a messenger RNA of Capsicum annuum, 1651 nucleotides long. RefSeq names its product metalloendoproteinase 3-MMP. The transcript has a single exon. NCBI's taxonomy places the organism in Eukaryota, Viridiplantae, Streptophyta, Magnoliopsida, Solanales, Solanaceae. Gene Ontology annotation, biological process: collagen catabolic process; extracellular matrix organization; proteolysis. The record is from RefSeq and is a predicted model, not a curated record. Bases 511 to 1626 code for a protein of 371 amino acids. Gene Ontology annotation, molecular function: zinc ion binding; metalloendopeptidase activity. Gene Ontology annotation, cellular component: extracellular matrix.